AUGCAUUGUUGGUAUAACAGGACACCUGCAGGUUUCAGGGUUGGCUGUAUCCAAAGCAACUUUCGCUAUAUAAGACGGCUUAGAAGAAAGAUUAGAGAACUAGAAAUUGAAGCCCGUGGGUUGCGGCAACAAUUGACCAUGAUCAUGAUGGAUUUCCAUGCGACUAUGGCUGAAAAUUAUGAUUUGAGACUCUAUACUCAACAAAUUGAAGAUCAGAUGCAACUACAAGAUCUGUUGAAUGGCUCCGUAGAGGAAGAGAUAAGAACACUAAGACAAAUGAUCCAACAUCAGCAAGCUGCAAGAGAGGAGUUCUUUCGCUCUGUGGCUUACCCAAGCCGGAUUGGAGCCAAUCAGGAGGAAGAACUGGGGCAAAAUCAGGAUGUCAAUGCAGUGCAAAAUCAUCGCAAUCAGGAAGUUGGCACUGAGGGCCUGAAUUCUCAUGAAAACGCAGGUCACUAA
This is a messenger RNA of Dovyalis caffra, 459 nucleotides long. Lineage: Eukaryota; Viridiplantae; Streptophyta; Magnoliopsida; Malpighiales; Salicaceae. The record is from the annotation of a GenBank genome assembly.